AUGCCGAAAAUUAAAUCCAAUCCGGUAGAACGAAUGUUUUUUAAAUAUGAUAUUCACAGCAACGAAAGUACAUGCCAAAUUUUGAAUUGUGCAAAUCCUGUUCGCACCGGAAAUCAUUCUGGAAAUUUAGAGAGCCAUAUAAAAAAUUUUCAUAAAGAACAGUAUAUUUUGCUAACUAAUGAAAAAAACAAAAAACAUCAGAAUGAUGAUGGACGUUAUUCAACAGCUAAGAAACUAAAAACUGAUCAAACUGGACCUCUUGACAAUAUGAUUCUCAGAACUAAAAAAAAUCUAAGUCAAGUAAAUUUGAACAAGAAUAAAGUGAUAGAGUCCUGUGUCCAAUUAGUUACCACAAAUGGUAGACCAUUCCAAUUGUUAGAUGAUUCUGGUUUCAGAAUGAUUAUGAAUCCUAUAUUUGAAGCUAUCGGUGACGGUUUCAAAAUAAACUCUCAAAACAUAAAAAAAUAUAUAAAUGAAUAUGCCAAAACCAUUAUUGAUAAUAUAACUCAAGAUGUAGACAAAAAAUUGAUUUCACUUAAAGUUGACUGUGUCACAAGGCUGAAUAGAUCUAUUAUUGGUGUUAAUAUUCAGUAUUUCAAAGAUUCGCAAUUGCAAAUAAAAACCAUUGGAAUGACUGAACUAUCUGAAAGACACACAUCUGAACAUUUGAAAGAAGUGUUGAUACAAAUUUUAAAAAAAUUUAACAUUAAUAAUCGUCAAGUGUUCUCGAUUACGUGUGACAAUGGAGCAAAUAUCGUUAAAAUGGUUCGAAUAUUCAACGAAAAUGAAGAAACUACUGAUGAUGAAUCUGAGAGUGAGGAAAUAGAAAAUAUUAACCCAAAUGACGAUGAUGCACUUUUAUCGGACCAUCAAGUCAAUGAUAUGAUUAAUGAACCGGAAGUAAAUUUAGAUGCUGACAAUUUAGAACAUGAGAUAACUACAGUUCUUAAUCCCUAUUAUGAACCGUUACCUCUUACUCAAUGUAUUAGAUGCUCAGCACAUACAUUGCAAUUAUGUAUAGAGAAUGGGCUUCAACAACCAGCGAACUUGAACAUCAUAACAAAAGCACGAAAGGUUGUGAAAACACUUAGAACCCAGUCGUAUGUUGCAUUAUUAAAAAAAGAUGGUUUAAAACAGGCUAUACUUGAUAAUAUUACAAGAUGGAGUUCAAAGUAUGUAAUGUUACUUAGAUUACUUGAACUCAAAACUUUUUGUGAAGAUCAUCAACAGAUAAACCAUGAUUUGAAGUUAAACUUAAAUGAAUGGAAACGAAUUGAAUGUUUGAUAAAAUCUCUUGAACCAGUUUAUUUCGCUACGAAAUUGCUUCAAAAGAAAGAUUUAACUAUAGGAGAUUUUUAUGGGAUUUGGAUCCAGACCAAAAAUAAAUUAAAUCAAAUUAGUUCUACAGUAUCAUUAUCUAUUUUAAAUUAUAUGAAAACUCGUGAAGUACAGUUGUUGGAAAAUGAUAUAUUUAUUUCAGCUGUGUAUAUGGAUCCACGGUUUAUGUGCUUAUUAACUGUUCCAAAACAAGAAACAGCUGUCAACUACCUUUUGAAAAUAUGGGAUUUAAAAGAGUCAUUAACAUGUAUUGAGAAUUUAGGAAUAGAUUCAACUGAACAACCAGAUAAUCAUAUCACUGAUGAAAGUGAAACAAAUGUUGAAGAUGACGCUGAUGAUGGUGAUGAUUUUGAGAAAUUCCUACAAAACAAUUCCAAUAUAAUUACAAUACGUAAUCAAAAUGCCUGUUUGCCAAGUUCUUCUCAAGACUCUAAUAAUACUACAUUAAAAAGAAAAUUGGAAGAGUUUUCUAAAUCCGAUAGAUUAAAUUAUAAGGAAGAUGUUGUGAAGUUUUGGACUGAAAAAAAAAAUGAGAUGCCAGAAUUAUUUGAAUUAGCCCAAAUACUCUUAGCAGUACCAGCCACACAAGUGAGUGUAGAACGAAGCUUCUCAGGACUAAAAUUUAUAUUAUCUGAUCAGAGAAGUUCAAUUGGGAAAGAUAUACUUGAAAACAUAUUAAUAAUACGAGGAAAUAGUCAUUGA
This is a messenger RNA of Macrosiphum euphorbiae (potato aphid), 2040 nucleotides long. Lineage: Eukaryota; Metazoa; Arthropoda; Insecta; Hemiptera; Aphididae. The record is from the annotation of a GenBank genome assembly.